Eruca vesicaria subsp. sativa (arugula) is the source of this 1218-nucleotide messenger RNA. The record is from the annotation of a GenBank genome assembly. Lineage: Eukaryota; Viridiplantae; Streptophyta; Magnoliopsida; Brassicales; Brassicaceae.
AUGGAUUACCGACCUUCUGACAGUAGUGGUACGGAUGAUGACUUACCUCCAUCACAUCAAAGUAGAUAUCAAAGAAGCGGGAGACCUACCGGUAAUGGCAGGCCUUCAGUUAUGAACUCGGCUCCUUUAUCAAGAGUGCACAAUGACAUGGAAACUCAGAUCCAUCUCAUUGAGCAAGAAGCCUAUAGCUCAAUACUCCGUGCAUUCAAAGCCCAGUCUGAUGCUAUCACUUGGGAGAAAGAAAGUUUGAUCACUGAACUAAGAAAAGAACUUCGGGUGUCUGAUGAGGAACACAGAGAGCUGUUAUCAAGGGUUAAUGCUGAUGAAAUGAUCAGGCGAAUAAGGGAAUGGAGAAAGGGUAACAUCGUUCCUCAGAUGGUUCAUGAUAAUGCUCCAAGUCCAGCUGUUUCAGGAUCACGUAAGAAGCAAAAGACAUCACAAUCAAUGGCCUCCAUGGGCCCUCCAUCUCCUGCUCUCCACCCUUCAAUGCAACCAUCUUCUUCUGCGCUAAGAAGGGGAGGUCCUCCACCAGGUCCAAAGACCAAGAAGCCAAAGACAUUCCCAGCUACAGGCAUUGCUGGGAGGCCUCAGGCUGGUGGAUUUACAAAUGAACUAGGUGAAUCAGGAGCAAAUGACCCGUUGAUUGGAAAGAAGGUAUGGACAAAGUGGCCUGAGGACAACCAUUUCUAUGAAGCUGUUAUUACUCAAUACAACCCUGUGGAGGGGCGGCAUGCUUUAGUGUAUGACAUUGGCACUACGAAUGAAACUUGGGAAUGGGUAAAUCUUAAAGAGAUAUCUCCUGGAGAUAUCAGAUGGGAAGAUGAGGAUUCUGGGGUUUCUCGUAAAGGAGGACAUCCUGGGCAAGUCCGUGGAAGUACAAAGGCCAUGCCUCGUGGUGGUCCUAUAGGUAGAGGUAGGGGAAACAUGAAGAUACAGCCACACAAGACACAGAAUGGUAUUGGGAAGAAAGCUUUAGGCGAUAUUGAAAUACUCCACACUGAUACACUAAUAAAAGAGAUAGAAAAAGUACUUGGUUCAAUUAAUCCUAACCCAGCAGAGGUAGAGAAAGCAAAGAGAGUGCUAAGAGAUCAUGAGCAAGCUCUUGUGGAUGCAAUUGCAAAGCUUGAAGAAUUAUCAGACGGAGAAAGUGAUGGUCUGGCUAAAAAAGGUGUAGAUGGUGGUGGAUAUGAGGGAGAUUUUGGAAAAUUGUAUGGAUAA